ACCGCGUUAUGUUUUAUUAAAUAAUUUAUCAUUGCGUCGGGUAUUGACGUCGCGUUUAAAUCGCUUCGUGAUAAGAAUUUAUUAUUAAUGUUUAUGUUUAUUUGAGCACAGUUUUGUGAUGUGAUUUAUUUUUGGUGAAUUUUUUAAGACAUAAAAUGAACCUCUGCUCGCUCCCGAUAUGGGGUUUGGCUCUAAUAGGCAUGCUCACCAUCUUUGUUUAUUUUAUGGACAUAAUAUGGACCUUAUUGCAAUUUUCCAGGGCUAUGUUGGCCCCCUUGUUCCUGCCCAAUGAGGAAAACUCACUUGUGAAGAAGUACGGCCCUUGGGCACUGGUUACUGGUUCAACCGAUGGUAUAGGAAGAUCUUACGCGUUUCAGUUGGCCAAACAGGGAAUAAACGUGGUUCUGGUAAGCAGAAGUCUGGAAAAACUUACCAAAACCCAAAAGGAAAUUGAGUCAAAUUAUCCAGUAAAAACCAAAAUUAUCCAAGCGGAUUUUUCAUUAGGGAAAAAGGCUGUGGAUCUGGUAAAAGAAAAGUUGGAAAAAUUGCAAGUAGGAAUAUUAGUAAACAACGUGGGAAAACAGUAUGAGUACCCAAUGUACUUGGCCGAAGUACCUGAAGAGGAAUUAUGGGACAUCAUUAAAAUUAAUGUGGGUGCCACCACGUUAAUGUGCCGAGCUUUCAUUGGGGAAAUGAAGAAUAUGGGGCGAGGUGCUAUCGUUAAUAUAUCCUCCGGAUCGGAACUUCAGCCUUUACCUUUGAUGAGCGUUUAUGCUGCCUCUAAGACCUAUAUAAAAAAUUUCACUAAAGCCCUCCGCUACGAAUACAGUUCCUUUGGGAUCACCGUUCAGCACUUGGCUCCAAUGUUCGUAGCUACCAAAAUGAACCAUUUCAGCGAUAGAAUACACCAGAAAAGCCUGUUUGUACCUGACCCGGAUAGCUAUGCCAAGUAUGCCGUGUCCAUGUUGGGAAAACUGGAUGAUUCUAGCGGAUAUUGGUCUCAUGGUCUACAAACGUUCUUUACUAAUUUGCCUCCAGAGUGGAUCAGAAUGCAUAUAGGAGGGUACAUGAAUCGGAUCUUCCGGAAGGAUUAUUUAAGGAUAAAAAAAAGUGACGCAUGUAAAAAUUAGAUAAGCAGAAGGGAGAUGAUUGAUUUGCUAUAGUGCAAACGAUAUUUUAAAAUUGUGAUAUUUUUAAAUAGUUACCAGCGAAAUUUGCAUAUAGUUACCAUAAGUUUGUAUAUUUUUAAAUAAAAUAUUGUUUUUUAA
Anthonomus grandis grandis is the source of this 1268-nucleotide messenger RNA. Its product is annotated as inactive hydroxysteroid dehydrogenase-like protein 1. NCBI's taxonomy places the organism in Eukaryota, Metazoa, Arthropoda, Insecta, Coleoptera, Curculionidae. The coding region runs from base 156 to 1130 and encodes 324 amino acids. Gene Ontology annotation, cellular component: endoplasmic reticulum. Gene Ontology annotation, molecular function: oxidoreductase activity. The record is from RefSeq and is a predicted model, not a curated record. The transcript has 7 exons.